UGUUGGAUUCGGCAGGUCUUACGUGGACGUGGGGUCGUGUGAUGUUUUUUUUCAGACCAGGGUACUGUACGUAUACGGUCUGGAUUAUACAGGGCUAGACAGGGGUUGAAUCUGGGCUGCGGCGGGCCAGGAAAAAAACAAACUCGCGGGGACAAAAAUACCCCUCUGAAAUUAGGCUAGGGGGAGCACCUGAGCAGGGGUCCAGUAGGUUUCGUGGCUUCUUUUCUUCCCAGGCACUCGCUCGUCCAGACUCCAGAGUCCAGAGGCAAACUCACCCACCCCUCACGCUACGCACCAAGGAGAGGCAAGCAAAACUGUAACGACUGCCCACCCCGCGCGCUGGUGAGUGGUGACCAUGGACGCGCCGAGCGGCACGGCCAAGCGCAAGCGCUCGUCCGCCGAAGCCCCGGCCCCCGUCGGCGUCGAUGACGUGUCCGACACCGAGGUCGAGGAGUUCUACGCCAUCCUCCGCCGCAUGCGGGACGCCUCCCGCCGGCUCGUCUCGGGCGGGGUCGCCGCCGCCAGGGCCCGCGCCCCGGCCCCGCGCACGCCGGCCUGGUGCCCCAGCUUCUCCUGGGAGGACUUCGCGCCGCCCGCCCCACCACCGCCGCCUCCAUCGCAGCAGCCCGCCGACGAGCGCGUCGCCGAGAACGCCUCGCCGCCGCGGCGACCCGUCCCCCGCGGCCUCGACCUCAACGCCGAGCCGGAGCCAGAGGUCACCCCCUCGUAGAGGCGCGAGGACGACGAUCCCUGGGACGGGCGGACGGACGGACGUGGGCGAGCUGGCCGUGGACGAUACUCUCCUCUCCUCUGUACCACCCACCGCCCGCCGGCCGGCCGGUGCCUUUUUAGCAAACUGAUCAUCUUCAUCUGUUAAUUUACCUUACCAGUGGCAAUUCGGUAUGUUUAAACGAACAUUACUAUACUGCGUAGUACUGUUUCUUUCUUGGCCGCGUACGUUUGUAUGCGAUGCCUCUCGCUGUCAUGCUUGUGUGAACAAGGGAGACCUGUAACAAGAGUCCAUUGAGACUGCUGUACUCUACCAAUUAACAUUGCUUCAUUAGUA
Molecule: messenger RNA, 1066 nt
Organism: Aegilops tauschii subsp. strangulata
Lineage: Eukaryota; Viridiplantae; Streptophyta; Magnoliopsida; Poales; Poaceae
Product: protein NEGATIVE REGULATOR OF RESISTANCE
Biological process (GO): regulation of systemic acquired resistance
Source: RefSeq, a predicted model, not a curated record